Messenger RNA from Cololabis saira (Pacific saury), 2086 nucleotides. RefSeq names its product sodium-dependent neutral amino acid transporter B(0)AT1-like. Gene Ontology annotation, cellular component: membrane. The record is from RefSeq and is a predicted model, not a curated record. The transcript has 12 exons. NCBI's taxonomy places the organism in Eukaryota, Metazoa, Chordata, Actinopteri, Beloniformes, Belonidae. The coding region runs from base 86 to 1933 and encodes 615 amino acids. Gene Ontology annotation, biological process: sodium ion transmembrane transport.
CGGACUUUCAGAUGUAGCUACCUCACUAUGCUUCUGCAGUAGCGACACUGACACUGGCUCUGUGCUUCCCUGCACAUUUACCACCAUGAGACUGGUACUCCCAAACCCAGGACUGGAUCUCCGAAUCCCCGACUAUGACGAUCUGGAGAGAAUGGAGAAGGAGGACGUAGUGGGCCGGCCCAAGUGGGACAACAAAGCCCAGUACAUACUAACUUGUGUGGGCUUCUGCGUUGGUCUUGGCAAUGUGUGGCGAUUCCCGUACUUGUGCCAAAGUCAUGGCGGAGGAGCCUUUUUGAUCCCCUACCUGAUCCUGCUGGUGCUGGAAGGAAUGCCUCUCUUGCUGCUUGAGUUUGCUAUUGGCCAGCGGCUCAGGAAAGGCAGCGUGGGGGUGUGGAGGGCCAUCAGCCCCUAUCUGACUGGAGUUGGUAUUGCCUCCAUGCUGGUCUCCUUUUUGGUUGGACUAUACUACAACACCUUGAUAGCCUGGAUCUUGUGGUACCUCUUCAAUUCCUUCCAAGAUCCGUUGCCAUGGACUCAAUGUCCUCUUAAUGAAAAUAGGACAGAAUUUAUACCAGAGUGUCAAGGGAGCACCACGGUGGAUUAUUUCUUUUACAGAGUGACUCUGAAUAGCUCUACCUCCAUAUCUGAAUCCGGAGAAAUCCAGUGGCACAUAGUUAUCUGUCUGCUCACUGCCUGGUCAGUUGUUGCCAUCUGCUGUAUAAGAGGAGUCAGCACUUCAGGCAAGGCAGUUUACGUGACAGCCAUCCUGCCUUACAUUGUGCUGGCCAUCUUCCUGAUCCGAGGACUUACUCUUAAAGGGGCCCUGAGUGGACUAGAGUUCCUCUUCACACCAGAUGUAAAUGAGUUAAUGAAACCAACUACUUGGAUGGAUGCAGGUGCUCAAGUGUUUUAUGCCUUUGGUUUGGCAUGGGGAGGCCUCAUCUCCUUCUCAAGUUAUAAUCCUGUUCACAACAACUGCGUGCAAGAUGCAGUGAUCUUGUCUGUGGUCACUGGCUUCACCUCAGUGUAUGCCGCCACCGUCACCUACUCCAUCAUUGGCUUCAGAGCUACUGAACGAUACGACACCUGCAUCAGUGAAAAUAUCAUGGCUUUAACAAAUGCAUUUGAUCUUCGUGAGGACAACAUCACUUCAAGUAACUAUGAUACAGCUUUAAAGCAUCUGAACAGCACCUAUCCUGAUGUCAUUCUUGGGCUGAGUAUCCAAACCUGUGACUUGCCAAAACUUCUCAGUGAGGGAGUGGAGGGAACAGGUCUGGCCUUCAUUGUUUUCACAGAGGCCAUCACCAAGAUGCCCGGCUCCCCAAUCUGGUCGGUACUCUUUUUUGUCAUGCUUCUCUGCCUAGGACUUUCGACCCUGUUUGGCAACAUCGAGGGAGUGGUGGUGCCAUUGAAAGACUUGAACGUGUUCCCUAAAAAAUGGCCUCAUGAAGCACUGACCGGAUUGACAUGCGUAGUUGCUUUCAUCAUCUGCCUCCUGUUUGCGCAGCAGUCAGGACUGUACUGGGUUACUCUCUUUGAUAACUUUGCUGGAUCGGUUCCACUAUUGACCAUUGGACUGUUUGAGAUGAUAGCCGUUGUUUAUGUUUACGGCAUAGACAGAUUCAAUAAGGACAUAGAGUUCAUGGUUGGACAUAAACCAUCCAUCUUCUGGCAGGCUACUUGGAGGUUUAUCAGCCCCUUGAUUGUCUUGGUUAUCUUAGUUUUCUACCUGGUGACUCAAGCACAAGAGACGCUCACAGAUUUAGUCUGGGACCCAAACUCUGAAAAUUUCCCAGCUUUGGCAUCAAUACCCUACCCUUCGUGGAUCAACGCCAUGAUCUUUCUGUUGGCAGGAGUUCCCAGCCUGGCAGUUCCUAUGUUUGCAUUAUGUAGGCUGGUCUAUGUUUUCUGCAGAAAGAAAUGUUGUAAAUAGACAACAUGAGUUAUAGCUCCUGAACCGUUAAAGUCAUGCAUUUCACAGUGCAGCAGAAUGCAGGAUUAUUUCACAAGUUGUAUCAAAUAUCAAAUAUUGGAAUACCAUUGUUCUCACUUUGAUGUUUAUUAAAGGAUUCUUCAUGCAAAAUUG